CCAAAUAAAUUACCCUUUUUCCUUUUAACCCCACAAAAAACUUCAUUUUUUACAUUUUCUGACACUUCUUUUAAGCUAAAAAUUCAAUCUUUUUCCCUUUAAUCUCAUUCUUUAUUUCUCAAAAAUAGCUAAAAUUCAUCUUUUUUUCUCUUUUAAUCCUCUUAUAUAUUUCUGUUUAGCUGGUAAGAUUUCAAAAAUAUUUAAGCUUCAUUUUUUUUUCUUUGGUUCUAGUUUUUCUUAGUCUGUUUUUAGCCCCAUUUAUUUUUUCUAAUACUGUUGUGAUUAAAGAUAUUUUGUAUUUGGUAAAAAGGUGAAACUUUAUGUUAUUUUAUUAGUUUUUUUUUUUUUUAAGAUUUUUGAGUUAUUUUUGCUGUUUUUACUAUAAGAAAAUCAUGGGUUUUUGAGUACAAGGUGAAAAUAAUUUAUUAUUUUUUGAAGAUUCUUGGACUUUUUUUUGCUGUUUUCACUGUAGCAAAAUGAUGGGUUUUUGAGUAAAAGCUGAAAGUAAUAUAUUGUUAAUUUUCUGUUUUUUUUUUGAAAAUUUUUGGAGUGUUUUUUUUGCUGUAUAGAAAAAAUGUUGGAUUUUUGAGUAACAAGGAGGAAACAAUAUUUUUUUGUUAAUUUUCUAAUAUUUUUGAAGAUUCUUGGAGUUAUUUGUGCUGUUUUCACUUUAGGAAAAUGAUGGGUUUUUGAGUAAAAGGUGAAAGAAUUUUUUCUUCUUAGUAUUUUCUUGGUGGAUUUUUUUUUUUUUUUUUUUUUUUUUAAGGUUCUGGGAGUGAUUUUUGCUGUUUUCGCUUAGCAAAAUGAUGGGUUUUUGAGUAAAAGGUUAAAAAAAAUUCUUUUUUAUUUUGAGUGAUCAUCUUGGUGAUUUUUUUUUUUUUUUUGGGUUGUGGAGGGAAGAGAAAAUAUGAGUAAUAUGAGUGGAGGAGUAACAGUAGUGGGAUCAGAUGUACCAUCAGAUUACCAUGUAGCACCUAGGACUACAAACACUGAAUCAAAUCCCACACCUCAAAUAAUGGGAGUUGUUUCACCACCAACUGGUGUUGAUGGUGUAGCAAUGUUGGCUGUAGUGAAGAAGAAGAGGGGUAGACCAAGAAAGUAUGGACCAGAUGGAGCUCUUUCACCUAAGCCUAUAUCGUCAGCGGGCCCACCGGUGGGCCCGGUGAUUGAUUUCUCGGCGGAGAAACGGGGGAAAAUCCGGCCGGUUGGGUUGGUUAGUAAACCACAUAUGCCUAAGUUGGAUGUUGAAAAUUCAGGUGAAUGGGUCUCAUGCUCUGUUGGUGCUAAUUUUACACCCCAUAUAAUCACCGUUAAUACUGGAGAGGAUGUCACGAUGAAGAUUAUUUCAUUUUCUCAACAAGGGCCUCGAGCAAUAUGCAUUCUCUCAGCAAACGGUGUAAUUUCAAGCGUUACGCUACGUCAACCUGACUCUUCUGGUGGCACAUUGACAUAUGAGGGCCGGUUUGAGAUACUGUCACUGACUGGAUCAUUUAUGCCAUCAGAGACGGGAGGGAUGAGAAACAGAUCUGGCGGAAUGAGCGUUUCUCUAGCAAGCCCUAAUGGACGUGUUGUUGGAGGAGGAGUUGCUGGUCUACUAGUUGCUGCCGGUCCUGUGCUGAUUGUUGUGGGAAGCUUCCUUGCUGGAAAUCAACAUGAACAAAAGACCAAGAAAAACAAAUUGGAGCCAAUAACAGCUGCUGUUGUUCCUCUAACUAGUACAGAAUUUGAAGACCAUUAUAAUAAUCACUCUUCCGCAAAACCAACUAUGCCUGCUUCCUCGAUUAACUGGUCAUUAUCGGUGGCACCCGAGUCAAGAAGCAAGCCGACUGACAUCAACGUAACGCUGCCUGCAUAGGAGGGUAGAUCGUCCGGUUCCUAUUUGAUCCUUAAUUCUCACAUCCAUUUGUGGUUAACUUGUUUGUCAACCUUUGUGCUGGGCAUGCCAUAUUCCGGUUGAGGUCUGUGUAGUAAUUCGAACUAGUUUUCGUCGUAGGUUUUUUUCUCUUUCGGUCGUUCGUUGUAGGAUUUAACUUGAUGUAUAAUUGGUCUCAGCAAUGAAUUUCAUCUUAGUUAAGGCUUUA
Lycium barbarum (goji berry) is the source of this 2081-nucleotide messenger RNA. Its product is annotated as AT-hook motif nuclear-localized protein 1-like. Gene Ontology annotation, molecular function: minor groove of adenine-thymine-rich DNA binding. Lineage: Eukaryota; Viridiplantae; Streptophyta; Magnoliopsida; Solanales; Solanaceae. The coding region runs from base 908 to 1855 and encodes 315 amino acids. The record is from RefSeq and is a predicted model, not a curated record. The transcript is spliced from 5 exons.